AUGAAGCAAAUUGUUUGUUUUGGAACGCAGAUCAAGUAUGUAUUUCAUAAUGAUCAAAAACCAUCAAUAUUAAAACUCAAGAAUCGCCGAGGUGAACGGAAAGAAAUAGUGAAGGCGGUUGACUUCAAAAAAUUCGUGCCACGUUAUGUUUGCAACAUUGGAUGCUGUACUUUUUCGUCUUAUAUCAAUAGUGAUUUUUUAUCUCAUUUGAGACUGGACCAUGUACAUUGUGACCAAUUCUUUUGUGACCUUUGUGCUAAAAAUAAUGACAAUGGAUUUGUUUCGUCCAAUCCGAAAAUAUUUGUUAAACAUUUUAAUUUGCACAAAAUCAACAAAUAUCAAUGUAUUUUCUGUUUGUUUGGUGCUGAAUGUAUUGAAGUCAUAAUAAUUCACUUGGCGAUGGAACAUUUUGAAUAUGAACCUUUAUGUUUGGAACGUUCUCCGAAAAACGAUGUUUGUGAUAAAAGAAAAAUAAAAAAUCUUAACAUUUUAAAUAUUAAAAAAUAUGUACCCGAUGAAAUAAUAGAAGUAGUGGGUACAAAUUUAAUAAAAAAAAUUAGUAUAAAAGAAUCUCUAACUAAAGAGAUGAAUGAUACACGUCAAAUGGAUCCCGAUGAUAUGUUUACAAAUACUAAAAUAGAUGAAGUUGACAAUAGUGCUCAACUAUUAAAUAAAAUUUUUAAAAAAAUUGCACAGUCGUCGAGAAACACAUCAACAGCUAUUGAUAAAAAAAAAAAUGAGGUUACAUUAUCUGACGAAGUAAAACAAAAAGUUUCACAAGAUACACAACAAAUUCAAAAUGUCAUAGCUCCAAUCGUGAAUGAAAAAAAAAAACCAUCAGAAUUGUCAAACGAUAAUCUUAUAAAUAAUUUUGAGAUACAAAUUAGUGGAAAUAGCUUAGAAACUCAUUCAUCCGAAAAACCAAUCGACCUGUCUAAAAAAUAUGUAACUAAGAGUGCAAUACUGAAUAAGUUGAUCUCCAUUAAAACUAUUGAUAAAGUCACCCAAAAUAUACAUUCGUCCGAAAAUCGCUUGAAUUACUGUCCAAUAGAAAGUCCUAAAGAGAGUACUUUUAGUAUAGCACAGUCUGACACGGUAUGGAAUUCGUCAUAUGAGGCUGACAAACUUCCAAAACGACUUAGACUAAACCGUUUUACGUGCACUUUUUGUAACUUGGAAUUACCAUCUAGUGACAUUGUCAAGAGGCACGUAAGAAAAGAACAUAACAUUUCCAACCUCGAGUUCGUGCCUGUAGAUAUUAAUGCGACGGAUAUUGAGAAAGACAGAUUUCUCGUAUGCCAGGAUAAAUCUUCGAAAACAAAAAAACGAUCUAAUGAUUGUAUAGUUUUAACGGAUGAUUAUGAUAGUACUACUACUGUUCACAAGAAACGUUUUAAAGUUGAUAACAAAUACAAUGAUUCUCAAUUAACUGCAUUACCAAAUACUUUGAAUACGCCUGAACAGCAUACUGGACGUAGUAAGGUUAAAUCAAGAGAAAAACACAAAAUCUUAAAAAGAAAACAUUCCAGUGAUAGUUGCAACAAUAUAAGCAACAAAAAAACAUCUAACCCAUACAUGUCGAAUGAUACUAUUCUGGGCACUACAAUAGAAAAGUAUUUUUCUUCAGAAAAUAUUGAUGGCAUUCCAGAAACAGAAUAUUUCUUGGAACCGAUGAGAUGUUUAUUUUGCGAUUAUCAAACUAAGGUGCGAUCUAAUCUAAUGGCACACAUUAAGAAACAUAGAGUAGAACCAAAAGACUCAACUGAGAACAUUUUUAAAUCUAUUUCAUGUAAUUCCAAUUCUGUAUUUACGUCUAUGAAUAUGAUCAGUUCAUUCACUAGUUUAUUUGAUGUUCAACAAAAUGAAAAGAUUAAGCUCGUCAACUUCAGAGAAUUGAAGUGGCACUUUAAUCAUCAUGCCGAAAACUUAUACUUUUGUCAGUAUUGUAGUUUCAUUCAUUUUAAACGUGAAAAAAUAAAAGCACACAUGAAAAGAAAACAUUCAUCUUUUAUAGAAGGCGAAAAUGAAUUCAAUAUAAUUGCGAUUAGAAAACAAAAACCUAUACAAAAUAUCAUACCUUUGGAUCAACAAAUAUCUAAAUGGAUAUGUAAAUUAUGUGGCUAUGAUGUCAAGUAUACUAAAACUGGGAUUGCUGCACACAUGUCAAAGAUUCAUAACACAUUAAACACGUUUAAAUGCUCUAUAUGUUUAAUUGAUUACAGUGAUUAUGACGUAUUUAAAAAACAUUUAAAAUUGAAUCAUCCAUAUUCGCCAGUUAAUUACUUGAACAAACAUGUUGAUAAAGUUAGUUCAGGUAAAGAACUGCAACCACUUAAUAAACAAACAAAUGUUGGUGAAUACGAUAUGCGUACACAAUGCAAUAUGCUAAAUGUUUCGGAAACUUUAAACAGUGUCGCUGAAUCAACAAUCAUAAUUCCUGGAUCUAAAGAAAUUUCAACUACCACUUGUUCGAAAUCCGCCAAAUCGAUCGUAGUAUCAGAAGUUCAAAAAAAAAUACUCAGCAACCCUUCCGACUAUCCUAACGAUUAUUUGACAAUGAUACAGUGUAUUGCCAAAUACGUAUGUCCAGUAUGCAAUGUGUUUAUAACCGAGGAAGAACAAUCUUUCUGCGAACACUUGUUAAAAGAAAUUAAUUGCAAACUAUGGAAAUGUUUGGAAUGUUUCUCGAUCAGCGAUUCGUUAGAGGAAAUGGAAUCACAUAUAAUAAAACACAGACUCGAAAAGCGGAAGUUUGAGAAAAUCGAAAGUUUUAAUAAAAAUAGUUGGGUCAAUCGGAUAAUUGAACAUCAAAAUAUUCUUAUUGAAUAUGUACUACUCAGAAAAUUCGAUCAAAAUACUGAUUUUGCCAUCCAAAAUGAAUCGAAAGUAUAA
Molecule: messenger RNA, 2892 nt
Organism: Melanaphis sacchari
Lineage: Eukaryota; Metazoa; Arthropoda; Insecta; Hemiptera; Aphididae
Exons: 12
Coding region: 1-2892 (963 amino acids)
Biological process (GO): regulation of transcription by RNA polymerase II
Cellular component (GO): nucleus
Molecular function (GO): sequence-specific DNA binding; DNA-binding transcription factor activity, RNA polymerase II-specific
Source: RefSeq, a predicted model, not a curated record